This is a messenger RNA of Pogoniulus pusillus (Red-fronted tinkerbird), 1966 nucleotides long. RefSeq names its product deltex E3 ubiquitin ligase 2 (gene DTX2). Gene Ontology annotation, cellular component: nucleoplasm. The transcript is spliced from 10 exons. Gene Ontology annotation, molecular function: ubiquitin protein ligase activity; zinc ion binding. The record is from RefSeq and is a predicted model, not a curated record. Bases 113 to 1801 code for a protein of 562 amino acids. Lineage: Eukaryota; Metazoa; Chordata; Aves; Piciformes; Lybiidae. Gene Ontology annotation, biological process: protein ubiquitination; Notch signaling pathway.
GCAGUGUGCCGGCGCCGUGGCCGCGGCCGGAGGUGCAGUCCCGCAGCAGCGGCUGGGUCGCGGUCUCUCUGGAGGAUGCUGUGACGGCAGCAGCGGUGCCCGGCUCGGGGCCAUGGCAGCAGCGCAGGCAGCGGCAGGCAGCUCGGCAGGGCCGGGCAGCAGCGCGGCCGUGGCCGUGUGGGAGUGGCAGGACGAGCUGGGCCGCUGGAGACCCUACCCGGGCAGCGUCUGCGGCUACAUCGAGCAGCAGUUCCAGGCCGCCCAGCAGCGGGGCCGGCGCUCGGGCACGGGGCCGGGCAGCAGCAUCCCGCUGGGGCAGGCAGACCCUGCCCUGGCACCCUACGUGAUCGACAUCCCCAGCAUGACCCAGUUCCGGCAGGACACCGGCACCAUGAGGGCUGUCCAGCGGCAGCUGUUCCCCGGGGACUCGGCGGCCGGGCAGGGCAUCGUCUGGGAGUGGCAGAACGACGAGGGCGGUUGGUGCCCGUACCAGAUGAGCGUCACCGUGCUGCUGGAGCAGGCGCACGCCGCCAGCCGCCCGCGGGUGGACCUGGCCCCGCUGGGCUACAGCUACGAGGUGGACCUGGCGGCGCAGGUGCAGACCAACACGGCCACGCGGUUCCGCCGCGGCGUGCGGCGCCGCCGGGACACGCCCUACCCGCCCUGCGCCCCGCCCUGCUCCUGCCAGCAGUGCGCCGCCGCCGCCGCCGGGCCCCUCACCGCCCGACACCGCCACGGCCUCGCCGGCCUCCCCAGCGCCGCCUCCGCCGCCGCCUUCCUGCCCUACAGCAAACCCUCCGCGCCCGGGGCCAGGCCCACGCCGCGGCUCGCUGCGCACAGCUCCUGGGCACCGCCGCAGCCCGCGGGACCCAGCGCGGCGCUGGCUGUGUCCAACGGAGUCAGUGUCCCAAACCUGCCAGUUAAGAUGCCCAAGCCCAGCAAGGUGACCCAGGCCCUGGCAGGCAUCUCAGCUAUACUGAUGUCAGCCGCCGGACUCCCUGUGCACAUCACCUCUGUGCCUGCAGCUGCCACCACCCAUAGAGCCUCUAAAAAACACAGCUCAGUUAAGGAGGGGAGGAAAGUGUCCAAGAAAGAGAACCCAACGGAGCCAGAGGCAGUGGUGAGGAGGUACCUGGAAGAGGUGAAGGGCUCCCCUCCGGAUGAGGACUGCAUCAUCUGCAUGGAGAAGCUGUCCUGCCCCUCGGGCUACGGCGACGCGCCGGAGGCUGGCAGCAUCAAGCCGGAGCUGGUCGGGCGCCUGCGCAGCUGCCAGCAUCCCUUCCACCUGCUCUGCCUGCUGGCCAUGUACUCCAACGGCAACAAGGACGGCAGCCUGCAGUGCCCCUCCUGUAAGACCAUCUAUGGGGAGAAGACAGGCACUCAGCCCAAAGGCAGGAUGGAGGUCUCCACCUUCCCCCAGUCCCUCCCCGGCCACGGGGACUGUGGCACCAUCCAGAUCGUGUAUCACAUCAGCAGGGGCAUUCAGGGCCCUGAGCACCCCAACCCUGGGCUGCCCUACACGGCGAGAGGCUUCCCCCGCUACUGCUACCUGCCAGACAACGAGAAGGGCAGGAAGGUCCUGGAGCUCCUGAGGGUGGCCUGGAAGCGUCGCCUGAUUUUUACCGUGGGCACCUCCAGCACCACCGGCGAGAGCAACACUGUGGUGUGGAACGAGAUCCACCACAAGACAGAGAUGGACACCAACCUGAGUGGCCAUGGCUACCCUGACCCCAACUACCUGGACAAUGUGCUGGCAGAGCUGGCUGCACAGGGGGUGACCGAGGACUGCCUCAGACACUGAUGCCAGGGCCGGUGCCAGGCUGCCCGGUGGCCACGCGUGGGUUGGUUGGCAGGGCCUCCCCCACCCACCCCCACCCAACCUGCUGCUGCACUUCUUCCUGUGCCUUACCUUCUGUGUCUGUCACAUACAGCAAUAAGAUUGAUUCUGCAGGAGCCUGCUCCCCCA